Molecule: messenger RNA, 2521 nt
Organism: Trichobilharzia szidati
Lineage: Eukaryota; Metazoa; Platyhelminthes; Trematoda; Strigeidida; Schistosomatidae
Source: the annotation of a GenBank genome assembly
ACAUAUAGAUGAUCUGACAUUCAGUCACAAAGAGAUGAAAGAUUAACUUUAAGUGAGAAACAACCAAUCAGAAGACUGUGUUUGUUUGCUUAACUAAACUAUAAUAAUGUACAUGAAAAUAUAUAAAUAUGCUUUGAUUUCCUUAAUAAACGAUCUGUUACCUGGAUGUUGUAUUCUCCUGUUACACUAGUUCCACCUAAUGGACACUAACGGAAGUUCACGACUUCACGUGGAUAAUUCGGAGGUUGUCGUACUCAGUUCAGGAGACGAAGAUGAGUUACAAAAUUCUCAUGAAGAAGACUCGAAUAGUGUUGCAUUUCUUGAUGGCGAUGAAGACGAUAAUGAUGAAUCUGCCGAUAGUGAUUGUGAAAUUAUGAGUGUUGAAGAUUUAAGAGGAGAAGAGAAGUGGCGUGAUAUCCAAAGGCCUUACGAGAGAUUAAACAGCCUUAUACAAGCUGGAUUCAGUGAUCCACGUAUGUUGUUGGUUCAGGUAUUCGGUAUGGAUGAAGACUCUCUGCCUUCUGAUCCCAAUCACUUGUUAAGCUUAUUAUUAACAAUUUUGGCUGAACCUACCCCACGUCAUAGACUGCGUCAUAUAAAUAGUUUAGAUAACGUUCUCGCACUUCUGUCCACUUCCACAUCAAUUUUGGUAAUCACUGGGGCUGGGAUUUCAGUGUCAUGUGGCAUACCCGAUUUUCGCUCGCGUGAUGGUAUUUAUGCACGAUUGGCUCGUGAUUUUCCUGAUCUAUCAAGUCCACAAGCAAUGUUCGACAUGUCCUACUUUACAAAGAAUCCCGUCCCUUUCUUCAAAUUUGCAAAGGAGCUGUUCCCUGGACAGUUUACGCCUUCGAUUACUCAUCGAUUAAUUGCUCUAUUGGAGUCCAAAGGCAAAUUACUGCGUAACUACACACAGAACAUCGAUACUCUGGAACAAGCAGCUGGAAUAACGCGACUUAUUCAGUGUCACGGUUCAUUUGCUACUGCUACAUGCACAACAUGCAAACGUAAAGUUUCAUGUGAUUCUAUCAAAGAGGCUGUAUUCGCUCAAUCUAUACCACGGUGUACAAAUUGUUGGCCACCCAAGUCGAAUACACCAGAACCAUCAGAUGAAGUUGACGACUCAGAAUCCACUACUAAUUCGUCAAAUCCCUCUGUUGUAGAUGAAAAUUCCAAUUCCAAUCAUACAUCUCAUGGUGCAGCUUCAAAAGUUAAAUCCCUUAAGGAUGGAGAAUCUCGUAGAAAAGCAUCUUAUGGUGUAUUAAAACCAGAUAUUGUAUUUUUUGGUGAAGGUUUAUCUAGUGAAUUUCAUGAUUCCCUUGCAUAUGAUGUAAAGGAAACUGAUCUGGUUCUGGUUAUGGGGUCAUCGUUGAAAGUACGACCUGUAGCUCAUAUACCAAAUGCUGUUCCCAGUGGAAUCCCUCAAAUAUUGAUAAAUAGGGAACCUUUAUCAAACCAUGAUUUUGAUGUUGAAUUGUUAGGAGAUUGUGACGUAAUUGUUAGUGAGUUAUGCCAUCGGCUAGGGUGGGAGAUUCCAGGAGUUACAAAUUAUACACCUCUUGUUGAAGUUCCACUGAAUUCCUUAAAGAUUCCCACUGAAUUACUAAAGUCCAUCCCAAAAUCCCCAGAUGCAUCUCAAUCCAAUCCUACUACAGGAAGCAUAGCGCCAAUAGAAUUACCAAGUGACGAAUCUCAUGCAGAUAGUGAAAUACAGUCCACUGAAACAAUUUCUGAUUCAGAUGAAGUUUCUAAGGCGGAGAAAUGUUCAGAUGUGAUUGCCCAGGAUUCCUCAGAAGAUCACACUGCGAUUGGAGUCAGUGAAAAUGAAGACAAAAAUUGUGUAUGGGAGGUAGCAUCACAUUUACCACCCGGGACAUAUACCUACAUCUGUCCGAAUCAGUACGUUUUUCAUGGUGCUGAAAUAUACCUAGAAGGGAAACCAGGUGAACUGACUAUAUCGUGUAGUUCUUCAGAUGAAACUUCAUCUCAUACAUCCCAGUUGUCACCGUGUACAUUGUUCUCAGGUCAUGAAGAAGAUGAGGACUUGGAAAAAUCAGUUGAAAUUCUUGAUAACGAGGAAGAGGAAUAUGUUUCAUCGGAGACAACAGAUAGUGAGAAUUGUAGUAUUCAGUCUUCAGAAUUUCGAAUAUCUUUAAAAAGACAAAAUUCUCCUGAUCGAGCCGGGACAUAUACCUACAUCUGUCCGAAUCAGUACGUUUUUCAUGGUGCUGAAAUAUACCUAGAAGGGAAACCAGGUGAACUGACUAUAUCGUGUAGUUCUUCAGAUGAAACUUCAUCUCAUACAUCCCAGUUGUCACCGUGUACAUUGUUCUCAGGUCAUGAAGAAGAUGAGGACUUGGAAAAAUCAGUUGAAAUUCUUGAUAACGAGGAAGAGGAAUAUGUUUCAUCGGAGACAACAGAUAGUGAGAAUUGUAGUAUUCAGUCUUCAGAAUUUCGAAUAUCUUUAAAAAGACAAAAUUCUCCUGAUCGAGGUCCAUCAGCAAAACGACCUCGAUCGCUAUGA